AUGGAUUCUAGCUUCGGGAACCCGUUCCUCUUUCUGACCGAUCUGGCAUGGAAGAUACGCGUGGCGUUACCGGCCCUCAUACUGGUCAGUUCGAUGGUGUUCGAUAUACGCUGGGAGAUCGAGAUCAACAUCACCACCGAGCGGAUCCCGUUGCAGGAUGGUGAACCGCGCCGUGACGACGAUUUGUACUACGAUGAUGACGAUGAUGAGGAUAAUGAUGAUGAUGAUAACGCAGACGCAGCAGUAGAUGAUGAUGAUGAAGACGAACCGAAUGGUGGUGGAGCAGGUCCUGGCGUCAAUGGAACAAUUCGAAUAAGCCGAUAUGCCAUCGUUAAUAUUCACAAUGUGCGUCGUUAA
This is a messenger RNA of Anopheles aquasalis, 357 nucleotides long. Its product is annotated as calsequestrin-1. The record is from RefSeq and is a predicted model, not a curated record. Lineage: Eukaryota; Metazoa; Arthropoda; Insecta; Diptera; Culicidae.